Messenger RNA from Pseudogymnoascus verrucosus, 783 nucleotides. RefSeq lists its product as uncharacterized. The transcript has a single exon. Lineage: Eukaryota; Fungi; Ascomycota; Leotiomycetes; Thelebolales; Thelebolaceae. The record is from RefSeq and is a predicted model, not a curated record. Bases 1 to 783 code for a protein of 260 amino acids.
AUGUCCCACCACUCCGCCCGGGGCCCCAUCCCCAUCCGCACCGCCAACCCCCCUUCCCGCGCGCCCGACGCCGCCCUCCUCCCCCUCCGCGCGCUCAUCUCAAAACUCACAUCCCUAACCUCAACCUCGCACUCCCUCUGCCACACCAUCCGGUCCACCCGCCGCCUCUCCCCCUCCGGCACCGCAACCACCACCCUUGCCGCGCUCGAGGACUCCCUCGCUGACGCUCUCCCACGGUUAUCCAACCUCUACGCCUCCCUGCGCGCCACGCACGGCAAGCCUCUCGACCUCGCUGACGCACCUGCCCUCGCUGCUCUCGAUGCGGCGGUGAACACCCUCAACAAGCACGUUAAGGCGCGAUUAGCUGAUAUCGCCGAUUCGAAGGCGGGCUCGAAGUCGAAAUCCGGAUUCAGAGAGAUUGGGGCUACAUUCAACGCCGUCAUCGAUUCCGCAGAAGACGCACUCACCGCCCUCUCCGCGCGACUCUCCGCCGCCUCCUCCGCACCAGCACCAGCACCCCGCCCCAAAGCCCCAUCACCGAUCCAAGAAGCCCCGCAUAGACCGCGCCGCGACUCUCGGACGCGCGAGAGCGAGCCGCCUCGCGUGCUGGAGAGGGGGGAGAUUGCGAUUACAUACCGCCAGUUUGAGAGGAUGGAUGCGGUGAUGCAGUCGUGUUGGAUUGAGGAGAAGGCGGAGGGGGGGAGGAGGUUUAGGAAUAUGGCGGAUCCGUCGAGGGUUGUUUAUGGGGUUGUGCCUGAGGGGGGGUUUGUGAGGGCGCUUUGA